AUGAACAUCUGUGCUGAAUAUGGACUUGAGGUCACACAGUCAAAGUGGGAGACAGCACCAUGGCUGGUGGAGAAUGAAAGGGUUAAGAAGAUACUGUGGGACUUCCAGGUCCAGACUGACAAACAGGUGAGGAAGAACCAACCGGACCAUGUGGCGGUGGUGAUGGAGCAAUCCCAGGUGAAGAAGAUCGGGGGCGGUGGGUUUGGGGAGAUCUACGAGGCACUGGACCUACUGACGCGGGUCAGCGUGGCGCUGAAGGUGGAAUCAGCCCAGCAGCCCAAACAGGUGCUGAAGAUGGAGGUCGCUGUCCUGAAGAAGCUGCAGGGGAAAGACCACGUGUGUCGCUUUGUGGGAUGUGGCCGCAACGAUCGCUUUAACUACGUGGUGAUGGAGCUCCAGGGUCGAAACCUGGCGGACCUGAGGAGAAGCAUGCCUCGUGGAACAUUCAGCAUCAGCACCACCCUGCGUCUAGGGCGCCAGAUCCUAGAGGCCAUAGACAGCAUCCACUCUGUUGGCUUCCUGCAUCGCGACAUCAAACCGUCUAAUUUUGCCAUGGGCCGCUUCCCAAGCACUUGUCGGACCUGCUACAUGCUGGACUUUGGUUUAGCUCGUCAGUUCACCAACUCGUGUCAGGAAGUCCGGCCGCCGCGUCCAGUUGCGGGCUUCAGGGGAACGGUUCGGUACGCUUCUGUCAACGCUCACAAGAAUAAGGAGAUGGGUCGUCAUGACGACCUGUGGUCUCUCUUCUACAUGCUGGUGGAGUUUCUGGUGGGUCAGCUGCCCUGGAGGAAGAUCAAAGACAAAGAGCACGUGGGGAAGCUGAAGGAGACGUACGACCAUCGGCUCAUGCUCAAACAUUUGCCGGCAGAGUUCACGGUUUUCCUGGAGCACGUCUCCAGCCUGGACUACUACACCAAGCCUGACUUCCAGCUGCUGAUGUCGGUGUUUGACAGCAGCAUGAAAACGUACAAUGUUGUUGAAAACGACCCGUUCGACUGGGAGCGGACCAGCACGGACGGCACUCCCACCAUCAGCGCCAGCGCCACGACACCGCAGCAUCACACUCGCCUCACUCCCGCACACAUGGGGAUGGCGAACGCCUCUUUGAUCCCUGGCGACCUGCUGAGGGAGAACACGGACGAAGUUCUGCAAGAUGAGCAGCUGAGCGACGUAGAGAACAAUCCUGUUCCUGAACGUGCGCCGGGCUCCCCCCUCCACCCCCAGCGUAACCAGGAGGCUGAUGUUUGGGAGGAGCUGGACCGAAACCGUAACCGCAUCAGGACGACUGCCUGGAAGACGGCAGCGGAGGAGGAUCAGUGCAACAACCAGGGACUUCCUGGACACCAGAGUCCCUACACAGGACCAAGUCUGGGCUCUCUUGUCAAAGUGCCCUCUGAGGUGGCCCCUGCAGAUCGUGAUGGCCCCCUCCUGAGAAAACUCCACAACAUCCACAGCUUGGAGCUGGAAAGGAGGCUGGGCCUGGACUCAAAGCCCAGCCCAGAGCGGUUCCAGGAAGCAUGUUCAGGAAAACAGCAGCUCAGCACCCAGCACCAGGAGAAGGAGACCGCUGCAGCCCACGGUCCAGCUGUGGCUGCUGGUGAGCGUUGUGACCGCGUCUGGCACUAUGACGAGGACUUCCGGUCUAUAGAUGGUUCUCCUAAACCAGCGUCACCAGGAUCCUUUGAGCAGGGAGAGGGGGCAGCUAGCAGUGGGGGCUUCGUGGCUCUUAACUUGAGCUCGGGGAGGCAGGACGUUGACUCAAAGGAAUGGGUAAUGGUGGAGCGGCCCAGUGGCUCCCCCAGGGCUAAAGUUACCAGCAGCCCUUCGGAGGAGGAUGAAGAGCCAGAGGUGCUGCAGCUGGAGGAAGAGUCCCCUGGAUGGGAAAAGGGCAGGCCAAGCCCGAGUUCUGGCCACGCUCAACAAGAAACAGUGGCUCCCUCUAAAGGAAGUGCAAAAAUGGAGCUGAGUGUGGACCCUGCAGGGGAUGUGCCCCCAAUGACAGCAACCAGCCCAGCUGAGGCUCUGGCCGAGGGAAUCCUCACGCAGCUUCCCACCUCUCCUCCAUCUCUGCCUGAGGAGGUCAUGGUCCGGACGUCCAGCCCCGUCCCUCUGCGCUCUCCCAGUCCUCACACCCUCCUGACAACGCUGUCAGACCCACUGCAGCAGCGCCAGCCAGCAGGCAUCCGGCGCAGCCAGUCGGCCGACCAGCCGCAGCAUCAGGAACGCCCAUCCUCCUCUUCCUCCUGCCACGCCCCCCUUCCUCUGCCGCCUAACCCUUCCCCAGGCGCUCGCUCGCCCAGCCGCAGGAAACUGCCGGCCAUCCCUGCUGGUGCUGCCAACACCAAGUUUCCCUCAGUCAUUCGCAUCACCCGCGCCCAGCUUCAGCAGCUGACAGCUCAGCGUCCAUCUGGGCUGUCCUCUCCGUCAGGAUCCAACAGUCCUCCACCAUGCCUCGUGCUAGAGAAGUAUGGUGAAGCUGAGGCCAAGGCUCAGCAGAAAGAACACACAGCAGACAACAGCUCCCCACAGAACCAGUUGCCCAUCCACCCAGUAACACCGACUAACCCGGUUGAAACGCUGGUCAGUGAAGACUACCACACCAAAGCUCAAAGGCCCGUGCCAAGCUGUUCAUCCUCACCACGUUCCCCCCGUUUGACGCAUUCACCUCCUCUGUGCUCACCGUCCUCACCACAUUCUCCUCAGAGCCCUGUUUUGACCAAUGGUUGUCUUUCUUCUCCUGUCGGCAGCCAAAAUAUUGCUCUCCCUAAGCUAAAAGACCCCAACAGUGAUUCCCGUCCCACUCCAUCUGCCACAGAAGCUCAGAUAGAGGAGGGAAAGGGUGGAGAUGUGAGUAUGGCCCCACAACAGACUGAUGGUCCAGCCUCUUCCCCUGCUGCCCCCCGCAAGGACCCCAGCCGGAAGCAAAGCCGCAUUCCCGUGCUUGAACCCUCCAGCCUGCUGGAGCUCCCUCCUCCAGGCUCUGCCAAGGAGAAGCUUUUACAGAAAAAAGCCAGCCAUCAGGGCUCAGUGCCCUCACCAACAGCCUCUCCCUCCCUAUCUGAUAGGCGUGGCCCCGUUGUUGCCUCCCUCGUUAGGGACCCAUUGUCCUCCACUUCUGACCGCUCCCAGGAUGAAGACUCUCUCAUGGGCUCUCCAUCUGACCGCCAGGGAGAUGAGGCGCCAUCUCUCUCAUCCUCCUCCAGCCCUCUGUCUCGGAAGAGCAGGAUUCCUCGUCCAGUGCAUCCUGCCUCCUCUGCAGAGCAGCUGAAUGCCCACUUCCUGCCACGCCCACCCCCUGGAAAGCCACCUUGUCGCCCCACUGCAGAUGGCAGACCCAGGCGUUACCGCAUUCGAGCUGGCAGCACCAGUGACUCGGACCUCCUGUCGUGCCUCGCCCAGCUGAUGCAUGGCUCCCGCGGCUCCCCCCUCCACCCCUCAGUUCAGCACGGGGGCUCCAGAUUGGGCAUCUGCAGCUUGACAAGCUCUCCGCUGCACCAUCGCAGCUCCAGCGCUUUUCUGCGAAGUUCCUCUUCCUUGCAUCGCUCCGUCAGCUCCUCGCCAUCCCGCCACGAGCACUGCGGCGGCACAGGAGGGGUCUGUUUGGGCCGCAGCCACUCGCCCCCCAGCUUUUCCAGCUCCCCGCCUCCCCGCCGCUUCUACCUCCACCACCAGGAGACGUGCUGCAGCCGCCAAGCGAGAACAGGUUCCCUCCACCUGUCCAGGGGGAAGGGUUGCAGCCGAGAGGGCAAGUGCUCCAGCAAGCUGAGCAGAUAGCUGCGCCCCUGGUUGCCCCCCCAGCAGAGGAACAUUCCCAACACCACGGUACAAUCACAGUAAGAAUAAAAGCCUGAGUCUUCCUGGUAAAGCUAAUAAUUAGUUUCAUUCCGUGCUGUUGGAUAAAACUCGCAGGUUACACCAGUUCAGCCCCAGUUGUGAAAACGAUGGGAUGUUGUGUUAGAAGGGUCAGAAACACAAAGCAGCGUUUCAAAUCUCAUUAACCCGUAUUUUAUUCACAACACAACACUGUAACCAUCAACUCUUAAGAACUGACGAGACGUGUCCCAUUCUUGUCUAACCUAG
Messenger RNA from Nematolebias whitei (Rio pearlfish), 4080 nucleotides. RefSeq names its product tau tubulin kinase 2a (gene ttbk2a). The transcript is spliced from 15 exons. Lineage: Eukaryota; Metazoa; Chordata; Actinopteri; Cyprinodontiformes; Rivulidae. Bases 1 to 3774 code for a protein of 1257 amino acids. Gene Ontology annotation, cellular component: ciliary transition zone; cytoplasm; ciliary basal body. Gene Ontology annotation, biological process: peptidyl-serine phosphorylation; cilium assembly; signal transduction. Gene Ontology annotation, molecular function: protein serine/threonine kinase activity; ATP binding. The record is from RefSeq and is a predicted model, not a curated record.